Molecule: messenger RNA, 3018 nt
Organism: Adineta steineri
Lineage: Eukaryota; Metazoa; Rotifera; Eurotatoria; Adinetida; Adinetidae
Source: the annotation of a GenBank genome assembly
AUGAGUAUCCAUAUUCGUCGUUAUUUAUUUCGUUUUACUCUUCUUAUACCUAUUGUUUGGCUUUUAAUUAUUCUUAUACUUUUACAAUCGAAUAAAACAUCUACAAAAUCAUCUGAUAAUAUUCAUGCAAAAGAUUAUAAUUCAAAUCAUCGACCAGGACGUGAUGCUGAUAAAACUGAUACAUUCGCGCCGUUACUUAAUAACUUAGUACCAACUAUUAAUAAACCAGCACAUAUUGAAUUAUCAAGUGAAUCAGUUCGUGUUAUACAUGAAAAGCCAGAACAAGUCGUACCACCUCAAUUAGAAAAUGCAAAACAAUCUUUAAAUGGUCCUGGUGAAAUGGGUAAAGCAUUUGUAGUUGAUAAAGAUAAAUUAACUCCUGAAGAACGUCGAAAAUAUGAUGAAGGUUUUCAAAACAAUGCAUUCAAUGGUUAUGUUAGUGAUUUAAUAUCAAUACAUCGUAGUUUACCUGAUGUACGUGAUCCUGGUUGCAGAAAAAUUGAAUAUAAAGCACCACGAGUCACAGCAAGUGUUGUUAUGUGUUUUCAUAAUGAAGCAUGGUCAGUAUUAUUAAGAUCAGUACAUUCAGUUAUUGAUCGUAGUUCACCUGAUUUAUUAAAAGAAAUUAUUCUUGUUGAUGAUUUUUCAGAUAUGGAACAUUUAAAAAAACCACUCGAUGAUUAUGUAAAAGUUCUUGGAAAAGUAUUUAUUGUUCGUCAAUCUAAACGUGAAGGUCUUAUUCGAUCACGUUUAGCUGGUGCUGCUGCUGUUAAAGGUGAUGUUAUUGUUUUUCUUGAUUCACAUAUUGAAGCAACUGAAGGUUGGCUUGAACCAUUAAUUGAUCCUAUAUCAGCAAAUCGUACAACAGUUGUAACACCUGUUAUUGAUAUUAUUGAUGAUUCAACAUUUAAAUUUAAUUUUGGCGCUGUAAGUUCAAUGAGUGUUGGUGGUUUUGAUUGGAAUUUACAAUUUACUUGGCAUGGUGCACCAGAACGAGAUCGAAAACGAAGAAAACAUGAAUUAGAACCUAUUCGAUCACCAACAAUGGCUGGAGGACUUUUUGCAAUUAGUAGAAUUUAUUUUGAAGAACUUGGAACAUAUGAUGCAGGAAUGGAUAUUUGGGGUGGUGAAAAUCUUGAAAUAUCUUUUCGUAUUUGGAUGUGUGGUGGUACUCUAGUAACUGCUCCUUGCUCACAUGUUGGUCAUAUAUUUCGAAAACGAUCUCCUUAUAAAUGGUUAACAGGUGUUAAUGUUGUUAAGAAGAAUUCAAUUCGUGUAGCUGAAGUUUGGCUUGAUGAAUAUAAAAAAUUUCAUUACGAAAGAUUUAAUUAUGAUUUAGGUGAAUAUGGUGAUGUAUCUUCUCGUAAAUUACUUCGAAAAAACUUACAAUGUAAAUCUUUUAAAUGGUUUUUAACGGAAGUUUAUCCAGAACAAUUUAUACCUAGUGAUGCAGUAGCUUCGGGCGAGAUUCGAAAUGUACUCGCAGGUUUUUGUGUUGAUGGUGGUACUAAUCAUCAUGAUCAUCAUAAACCAGUUAUCGGUUAUCCUUGCCAUUCUCAAGGUGGCAAUCAGCUUUUUAUGUUAAGUGAAUUGGGAGAAAUUCGUCGAGAUGAUGGAUGUCUAGAUUUCUCAGGCGGUGUUAAUGAUGCUAAUAAAGAUGACAAAGUUAUUGUUUAUUCAUGUCAUGGAAUGAAAGGAAAUCAGCAAUGGCAGUAUAAAGAGGAAGAAAUAAUUCGAUUUAUCAAGGAUGGAACGAGCGUGGCGAUAAAUAAAUAUAAAAACAAUGAUUUAACAAUUACAUAUACUCAAAAACUUGACCGACCGACGUACGAUAUCACCCUUGAUAUUGACCAUUGCUGUGAAGAACCCCAAGCAUUUAAUCUUUCUGAAUAUUGUAUUAACAAACUACCUGACAAUUUUCAGUUAUCAAUGUUUUUAUUUUUACACAUAGGUAAAGAAAAUGAAUUACAUCGUACUCAACCAUCACUUACUCAUAUUUAUGUAAUUCGUGGGUUGUUCGGGAAUCGAAUUCAAAAUUUUACUUCUAAUGCUCUUACAUAUAUUCAACCAUUUCUAAAAUGUCUUGAUACUAAUACAUCAUAUGAACAAGUAGUUGAACGGCGAGGAGCAGAAUUAAUUAUUCGUAUUGCAUCAAAUCUACAAUACAUGAAAGAUGCUCUUACAAUCAUUGAACAAAUGAAAGACAUUGAUUUUCUUAAUUGUAAUCAAGAAUUUGUUUCUCAAGCUGAAAAAAUUAUUCAAUUAAAUUAUAAUUCAUCUAUUAAUACAUCAAUUGAUUGUAUUACAUCAUCAACAAAUACUGAAUUGACUUCAAUGAUUACUUUGGAAACAAGUACUGAAGCUGUUAAAACCUUACCUGAAUUACAACUUCAAACAAGAAUUUUAAAAGUUAAUUAUAAUAUUUUUCACAAAACAACGUUAUUUGGCAAUAUUGAUGUAUUGAAGAAUAUUGAUAAAGAUACUGUUGAUCAUUUAUUAAGUCGAUUUGUCAAACGUAAUAUUUUGAAAAAAGGAACAUUUUUAAAAUGCGAUAAUCGAAAUAAAUAUGAAUCAUAUAUGAAAUACUUACCAAGUGAUCAAUUAGAAGAACAACAAUUAAUCAAUGAAUUAAAUAAACACAAAAUUUCAUUGAAAGAAUAUCAUGAAAUCUAUCAAACUAGUAAUGUUUGUCCACCUGCUACCAUUAUAACAGCAUAUGAUAAAGUGGAAUUACAAAAACAAAAGAUUGAGUUUAUACGUACGAAUGAAAUUGAUCAAGAACGUGUUGUACCACUCACUUCAAGUUCGUUAACUAAUUUUGGUCACAUUCACAAUGUUAACAAUUCUGUUCAUACAUUCAAUCAAUCAUCAUACAAUAUUUUUAUUGAUCGACAACUAGAUGAUAAUGUUUGUUCUACUCGAAAUCAUACAACACCACAUUCUCUAUUUGUUGAAUAUCAAACUUCCACAGAAACAACACAAAAUCCACCAUCAAUUGGUAAUCCUGAAUUUGAAUAA